AUGCCUAUUCUGAAGCCCCUCGCGGGUAACCCGAACGGCCCCCAACAAUACAAGCAGCCGUCGAGAAAGGGAAAGAAGGCAUGGCGCAAGAAUGUCGACGUUUCGGAUAUCGAGAAGGGACUUGACCAAGUCAACGAGCAGAUCAUCGUCACAGGUGGAGUCAUUGCCGAGAAGGAAUCGGAGGAUCUUUUUAUGCUCGAUGUUGUUGGAGACUCUGCACUCCCGAAGAGGUUCCCGAAGAUUGUCUCGAAGGGACUCAGAGCGGACGAGAUUAUAGCACAGCGGUCGGCUGUCCCGGCUGUUUCUAUGCGCAAGCGGCCAGAGAACAAAACUACCGACGGCAUAAUCGCCGCCAAGCGCCAAAGGACGAAUUAUGUCGACCAGAAGGAACUCAGGAGGCUGAAGAAGGUGGCCGAUGGGCAGCACGAGUCAACUGUGGCCAUCAUUGAUGCAGACUACGACAUGUGGGAUACCCCAGCGGAUGACCCGGUGGCGGUGGAGAAGUUCAGCUUCUUGUCAAAGGUCGAAAAGGCCAAAGCUCCCAAGACCAUGCACGAGCAGCCUCUUACGUUAGCGGCGAACGGCAAGUCUAUGCCGGCAGUCCCUAAGCCAAAAGGUGCUCACAGCUACAACCCCGUUUUUGCCGACUACCAGGACCUCUUGCUAGAGGAGGGUACCAAGGCCGUAGACGCGGAGCGCAAGCGCUUGGCAGCGAUUGACGCCGAGCAGGCCAAGAUGGAGGCUGCGGCGCGUUCUGCAGCCGAAGCGGAGGCCGCGGAAGCGCGGGCAAAUCUCUCCGAGUGGGAAGAAGACUCGGAGUGGGACGGGUUUGAGAGUGGGGGAGAGGAGCUCAGCUCCAAGGCCAAGAGGCCGCAACGCAAGACACAAGUGCAGCGGAACAAGAUCAAGCGCCGCAAGGAGGAGGAGCGAAGGGUGAAGCUCGAAGCAGCCUUGAAGAAGAAAAACGCACAAGUCGAGCGCAUCAAGCAACUGGCCGAAGAGGUUGCGCUGGAGCACCAGGCCAUGGAGGUAGAGAAGAUCGAGAUGAGCGACGACAGCGAAGACGGCAACGACGUCGAGCUGCGGCACAGGCAGCUCGGGAAACUCAGACUUCCGGAGAAAGAUCUGGAACUUGUUCUACCCGAUGAGCUUCAGGACUCGUUGAGGCUGCUGAAGCCUGAAGGCAACCUUCUCAAGGACAGGUAUCGCAGCAUGCUGGUCCGGGGCAAGAUGGAGGCCCGUAGGCACAAUCCGUUCAAGAAACAGGCCAAGACGAAGAUCACGGAGAAAUGGACCUAUAAGGAUUUUGUAUUAGGAUAA
Messenger RNA from Lasiosphaeria miniovina, 1320 nucleotides. Its product is annotated as ribosome biogenesis protein Nop53/GLTSCR2. Gene Ontology annotation, cellular component: nucleolus. Gene Ontology annotation, molecular function: 5S rRNA binding. Bases 1 to 1320 code for a protein of 439 amino acids. Gene Ontology annotation, biological process: ribosomal large subunit assembly; rRNA processing. The record is from RefSeq and is a predicted model, not a curated record. Lineage: Eukaryota; Fungi; Ascomycota; Sordariomycetes; Sordariales; Lasiosphaeriaceae. The transcript has 2 exons.